GCCGCCCAUCCUUGUAUAAAGGCUGAGGAAGAUAUACCGUCAUCCUUGAGCCAGCCUACAUCAUUCAUGGCGACCAUAUUUGCGAAGACAGACUUUCUCUCCACCCUGCGAGCGUACGCACCAUGGGCAGUUGCCUGUGUGUGCCUCUAUUCACUCUUGAAAGCCGUAUACAAUGUAUAUUUACAUCCUCUUUCUCGCUUCCCGGGACCGAAGCUUGCAGUGGCAUCUCUCUGGUGGCAGGCUUAUUUUGACGUCUGGGAGAAAGGUAGUCUGAGCUUGAAGCUUGUAGAGCUACAUGCAACUUAUGGUAACAUUGUCCGCAUUGGUCCCAACCAGCUCCAUUUCUCUCGACCUUCAGCAUAUCAUGAGAUAUAUAGUUCGCGAAACCGGUGGUCAAAGGACUCCCAUCUGUAUGACGCUUAUGUAGAUACUAGCUCGCGAUCGACGUUCACGCUUCUAGACUAUGAGAGUGCCAAGAAACGCAGGGAUUUCACAAUGAACCUCUUCUCCCGCAAAUCGAUCCUCGAGGUGCAAAGCCUUGUCCAAGAAUGCGUCGACGAAAUGUGCGACAAUAUCGACGACCACAUCGCGAACAAGAAAUCAAUCAACUUCCGACGUGCUUUUAGGUGCUGUACCUUGGACACCAUCUGCUCACUAUGUUUCGGCUGUACCACAAAUGCACUCAGCGCAUCAGAGUUUCGUAGUCCAGUUGAACAUGCUUUAGAGACAGCAUUAUCCAUCCGACGCAUCUUCAAGCAUAUUCCUGGCGCAAUGACGCUUAUCCUUAGAAUACCGCCAGAUUUGCUCACGUACUUGCAGCCGGACACAAAAGGACACCUGGAAAUGAACAAGAUGUUAGUCGAACAAGUUCGCGGAAUCUUCGCCAACCCACAGACCCUGGCCAAUGCUGAUCAUCCCACCGUGUUCCACGAGCUCAUGAAGGCCAAGGACCAGUCAAUCUUCUCGGAGCAGGCCUUCCUGGACGAGGCCUGGCUCUUCCUCUUCGCGGGCACCGACACCAGUAGUGAUGCCCUCACUGUCGGCACCCUCCACGUCCUCGGCGACCACCAUGUGUACGCCAAGUUAAUGAAGGAGCUGCUCGAAGCUUGGCCGAAGCUCGACGACAGGCCUCGUUACGAAACACUUGAAAGUCUACCUUAUUUGCGUGCCGUCGUAAAAGAGUCGCUCAGGUUCACGCACGGAGUGGUCACCCCCUUGACCCGCGUCGUCCCGCCAGAGGGCGCGGUGAUCUCUGAAGAAUUCAUCCCGAGCGGAACCGUCGUGAGCAUGAGCAACAUAUUCGUCCACACAAACGAGGAGAUCUUCCCGGAUCCGCACGCGUUCAAGCCCGAGCGGUGGCUCGGCCCAGCCGCAGGCUCGCUCGACAACUGGCUCGUCUCUUUCGGCAAAGGGUCCACGGAGCUGCAUCGGAAUCAAUCUUGCGCAUUGCGAGAUGUACCUCGCCUUCGCGAACCUCUUCCGUCGGUACGACAUGCGGCUGAAUGGUGUGAGCCCGUCGGACUGGCACUGGGUCGACGAGUUCACGCCUGUGUAUGACGGCUCGGCGCCGCUGGAGCUAUAUGCUCAGGCGCGCUCGACUUGAGCAUGCUUGAACCAGAUCACUCUCAUUUCCAUGGUAGAUCUCGUGAGAAUACCAUUAGGUGCCGAGGUGUAAACUAGGAAUCCAGGAGUUCAU
Messenger RNA from Phanerochaete carnosa HHB-10118-sp, 1696 nucleotides. RefSeq lists its product as uncharacterized. The transcript has 9 exons. The record is from RefSeq and is a predicted model, not a curated record. Lineage: Eukaryota; Fungi; Basidiomycota; Agaricomycetes; Polyporales; Phanerochaetaceae. Gene Ontology annotation, molecular function: iron ion binding; monooxygenase activity; oxidoreductase activity, acting on paired donors, with incorporation or reduction of molecular oxygen. The coding region runs from base 67 to 1557 and encodes 496 amino acids.